AUGCACUUCUUUAAAAAUACUUUCUUGCAUAAUAUCUCGCAUGCAGUGUAUAAGUCCCCUUAUUUAUACUAUACACAUAAUCUUAAACUAUCAAAAUACAAUACAAGUAAAAAUCAACAACCAGAAAUAGUAAAAGAUGUAGAAACAAUUAAUUUAAUUUCUUUAGAUUUUAUAGAAGAUGAACUUAUUUUUAUUUACCAAGAUAAAAUUGUAUGGAAGGAAAAUACUAUUUACGUUAUUGUAAAAAAAUAUGUAAUUUAUCAAAAGCUUUUAAUGAUUUUAAAUAAUAAAAAUCAGAUAGUAGUAGUUAAAUGUAAUUCUUCUUACAUUUUAUGUGAGAAUGUAAUAGAUUUUACUGUAGAUAACUAUCAUUUAUGGAUUAUAUCAACUGAUUAUAAAAUUUAUAAAAAAUAUUUUUACGAAUCUAUUACACACAUUAAUCUUAAUAAUCCACUAAAUAUUAUUAAUAUUAGUAAUAAAUCAUUGAUGGUACAAAUAGAAGUAAAUAAAAAUAUUUACUUAUUUUAUAAAAAUUGUGUAGAAGUAUUUGAUAUAUUAAAUGAUAUUCUUGUGCUUAAAUAUAGAUACAAUACUAAAAAUUAUAAUAUAUAUAAUUUAAAUAAAUUAUAUUUAGUAGAUAAUGAUACAUUAGAAUUGUGUGAAUAUCCUAAAAUUAUAUUAAAAGGUAAAAUUGACUAUGCAUACAAGGAUAAAGAUAAAGAUAUUAUAAUUAGUAAAGAAAAUAUAAUUUAUAUACAAAAAGAAGUAAAUAAAAUACAAGAGAAUUAUAAAAAUAGCAAUAAAUGGAAUAGUGUUUUAGAUAACUUAAAAACUACAUUUGUUAUUGAUAGUUCUGAUGAAAAAUAUAUUUAUAAGAAAUUUGAAGAAGAAGUGUUAGAUAGAUACAGAAAAAUGUAUUAUGAGUUAACAACACUAAAUGAUAGUCUUUUACUAAAAAAAAAUAAAUUAGAAGAACUUUUUGAGAAAGUUAAUAUAAAAAUAAAAAAAUAUGAAAAAAGAAAACUUGACAUAGAAAAAAGGAUAAAAGAUGUAUCAAACAGAUAUUAUAAUGUAUUAUCAACAGUGAAAGUCAAUGCUAAAGAUUUUUACAAGAUUUUGGAUAUAUUGAAAAAUGAAAUUGGUAAAAAGACAGUAUUAAACAAUGAAAAAUAUGUACGAAUGCUAAAAAUGCAAAAAGAACUUUUAAAAAAUAAGAUUUAUAAAUCUAUUUAA
Molecule: messenger RNA, 1233 nt
Organism: Vairimorpha ceranae
Lineage: Eukaryota; Fungi; Microsporidia; Nosematidae
Exons: 1
Coding region: 1-1233 (410 amino acids)
Source: RefSeq, a predicted model, not a curated record